Messenger RNA from Fraxinus pennsylvanica, 501 nucleotides. The record is from the annotation of a GenBank genome assembly. NCBI's taxonomy places the organism in Eukaryota, Viridiplantae, Streptophyta, Magnoliopsida, Lamiales, Oleaceae.
AUGUUCGUUGAACAUAAUGGUCUAAAUUUUGCAGGAUUUUAUCAUUCUGCAAUCUUGAACACCCAUGAUGUCGGGGGAGGGGAUAAUUUAUGGGAGCUGGCAAAACGAACAUACAAUUCCUUUGCUAAUGCCAAGAACAACAACAAGCAUUUUUCGGACAUGGCCGAUAUUAACUUUUUGAUGUGCAAAGCAAUAGAGAACCCAGGUUUAACACCAUCAGGAUCACUAAGAACUUCACUGAUAUCUGUCUUUGAGGACCCUGUGAUCAACCAUUCAAACAAAGAGCGUCAAGGGAUUGGGCUAGAAGACUUCAUGGGAUGUGCCUCAGUUCAUGGUGUAGGCCCAUCCUUAGCUAUAUUUGACACUAUACAAGACGGGGAAUUGGAUUGUGCAUGUGUGUAUCCUUCCCCAUUACACUCAAGGCACCAAAUGCAUGAAUUUUUGGAUGAAAUGAAAAGGAUUCUUUUGAAUGGAAGCAACAAUGUUGGUGGCAACAAUUGA